This is a messenger RNA of Lineus longissimus, 1071 nucleotides long. RefSeq names its product putative nuclease HARBI1. The coding region runs from base 1 to 1071 and encodes 356 amino acids. Lineage: Eukaryota; Metazoa; Nemertea; Pilidiophora; Heteronemertea; Lineidae. The record is from RefSeq and is a predicted model, not a curated record. The transcript has a single exon.
AUGGGCGAUUACCUAAACCGUGUAGCAAACUUAGGGAGGCUGCAGGAUAUAAACAAUAUUGGUGAUUUGCAAGGUCCAAUGAUUCGUCACGUCAUUUACGUUGAUCCAGAUAGACGUAGGAAUGACAGAGAAUUUAAAAAACGUUACAGAUUUACCAGAGAAGGCUUCGCCAACAUUUUGGAUAUCCUGCAAGACGACAUACCAGAGCCACCUGAUAAUCGUGGAAACCCGAUCCCACCAAGUAUUCAACUCAAAGCAGCAUUGCGUUUUUAUGCAUGUGGUAGUUUCCAAAUUGUAGCAGGGGACCUUGUGGAUAUUUCACAGGCUUCAUUAUCGAAAAUCGUUGCCAAAGUUUCCUCAGCAAUUGCCAGGAAACGUGCCCAAAUCAUACGGUUUCCAUCUGGUCACGCAGCAACUACUAUGCAGCAGAAAUUCAUGGAUACUGCUGGUUUUCCGCAUGUUGUUGGAUGUGUGGAUGGUGUGCACAUUCAAAUUCAAGCCCCACCCGUGGAAAAUAAGGAGAUAUAUCGAUGCAGAAAAGCAUUCAUGUCGUUGAACGUCCAGGGCAUAAGUGAUGCGGACCUCCGCUUCUUAAACAUUGUGGCAAGAUGGCCUGGUUCAACUCACGAUGCUAGGAUUUUUGACAACAGUCUGAUUUGCAAUCGGUUUGAAAACAAUGAAAUACCCGGGCUGUUGCUUGGUGACAAGGGAUACCCAUGCCGACCCUUCCUGAUGACACCAUUUCGCAACCCGAAUAACCCAGCUGAAAACCGCUACAAUACCGCACAUAAGAGAACUCGUUCAGUUGUCGAACGCUUGUUUGGGGUUUGGAAGAAGCGCUUUCCCUGCUUGAAAUUUGGAAUCCGGUGCAAAUUGGAAACGGCUAUGAAAGUUAUCGUUGCUACAUCUGUGCUCCAUAAUAUAGCUAGAGACCUUGGGGAACCAGAAAUUUCAGAUGACGAAGAUGAACCCGAAGAAGAUGAACAUGACAAUGAGCUUUAUAUGAACGACAAUGAUGUGCUUGGCAAUGCCAUGAGACAGACUAUAGUUGAACAGUAUUUCCGUUACUAA